GAGAGUGUGUUCCCGGAGUAGAUGUUCGAGUUCCCUGGCUGCGACCCCAAAAUGAGCUAGGAAUUGUGGGGGUGUAGGCCUUCAUCGACCCUCCCCUAUUCGUUUGGAAACUCCAGUGGGACUAGAUUUAUCCUUCGGAAGCCUCCAGGAGUCGGAGCCAGAAUGACCCACCGGAUCCCUCUGGAUUCCUCGGCUUCUCAGAUCAGCUGUCUGGAUCUGUGGAAGGAGAAUAAUAAUCAGCUAGUGCGACAGCUCAAGGUGGCUUGGGACUCAGAUCUGUCUUGGAAGCGACAGCAUUUAUCUCUGGACGCACUGCAAGGCUUCUCCGGACUCCUCCUUAGUCUGCGAGGGCUGCCUGCGACUGUUACUAUUCUCCCCUUGGAACUGACUGUCACCUGCAACUUGAUUAUCCUGAAGGUGAACCUGGCCCGGGGAUUCAUGGAGGACCUGGUCCAGGAUAUCCAACAUGGCUUGGAGAGAGUGCUGGAGACCCAAGAGCAACAGGGUCCCAGAUUGGAGCUUGUGCUCAAAGGCCUUUGGGACUCUGCACUGCAUGCUUCUGCCCAGCUGCCUGAGCUGCUCCCUGCCCUGCACCACCUGGCUGCCCUACAAGCUGCCCUCUGGCUGAGCACUGACAAGCUUAGAGAACUGACCUUGCUGCUGCAGAUUUUGAAUGGCAGUCAGAAUGGGGCCUCAGAGGACCUGCUACUGCUUCUGAAAAAAUGGACUCCUCCAUCUUCAGGGUCAGAUGCCCCAUUGACUCUGCAGGAUGCUCGGGACUUGAAGGGCAUCCUUCUGACAGCAUUUGCUUUCCGCCAAGGCCUCCAGGAGCUGAUUGCAGGGAAUUUCUCCAAGGCACUGAACAACCUUCAUGAAGCAGCCUUAGGUCUAUGCUCUCGGCCUGUGAUGGUCCAGGUGUAUACGGCCAUGGGCACCUGUCUUCGAAAACUGGGUAAUCCACAGAACGCUGUGCUAUACCUGCUGACUGCCCUGAAAGGAGGAUCAGCCAGUGGUCCCCUGCUUUUGGAAGCCUCCAGGAUAUAUCAGCAACUAGGGAACACAGAGGCAGAGCUAGAAAGUCUGGAGCUGCUAGUUGAGGUCUUAAGUACUACUCAGAGCCAUGGAUCCCCUCCACUUCUCAUUGAGGUAGAGUUGCUACUCCCACCACCUGACCCAGCCUCACCUCUUCACUGUGGCACACAUAGCCAGGCCAAGUACCUGCUAGCAAGUCGAUGCCUACACACAGGAAGGGCAGAGGCCGCUGCUGAGCAUUACUUGGAUCUACUGGCCAUGUUAUUGGAUGAUUCCGAGCCAAAGGUAUAUCUAUGCUACAUCCUUCUCCCACCCCAGUUUUCUUCACCCCUCGGUACUCCCAGGCCCAGUAUGCCUGAGGUGUUUUUGGAGGCAGCAGCAGCACUGAUCCAAGCAGGUCGCGCCAAUGAUGCUUUGACUGUGUGUGAGGAACUGCUCAGCCGCACUUCACCAUUACUUCCCAAGAUGCCAUGGCUGUGUGAGGAUGCCAAGAGAAGAACCGCAACCACAGCGUCACCACACUGCCCACUCUGGGUCUCUGCCACUUACCUACUUCAGGGCCAUGCCUGGUUGAAAGUGGGGUCCCACAAGGAAGCAAUUAGUGAAUUUAGCCGGUGCCUUGAACUGCUUUUCCGAACUACACCUCAGGAUAAAGAACAAGGGCCUGUUUCCAACUGUGAGCAGGAGUAUAUGUCAGAAGUGGCACUACCACAGCUUCGUGCGGCUGCCCUGGUUAGUCGUGGACUGGAGUGGGUGGCUAGUGGCCAGGACAUAAAAGCCCUACAGGAUUUCCUCCUUGGUGUGCAGAUGUGUCCAGAUGAUCGAGAUACUUCCUUUCACCUGCUUCGGACUCUGAGGAGGCUGGAUAGGAGAGAAGAGGCCACUGCUCUCUGGCGGAAACUUGAUGCCCAGGCUAAGUUGCCACAGGAGAGUACUACAUGGUCUAUCCCCUUGUACCUAAAAAUUUGUUUGAGCUGGAUCCAUCCCCCUGACCGCGAAAUGCUUGUUGAAGAAUUUCGGACAUCUGUGCUGGAACCUUGUGACCUGUAGCUGCCAUUCUGAGAAGAGUCUGAACUGCAACCGCAGGGGCCAUCUCUGGCAGGGAAGACUUUUUGCAUCACUAUUCAUAUGGAAUGUGAUUGUAACUGACUAUAUAUGCUUAACAGGAACAAAUAAUUCCAUGAAGUUUGUCCUAGUUACUGCCAUUCUGGUCCCAGAUGAAGCUCCCCUCUACCAACAAACCAUUGACUUUGCUUUGGUAUUUUUUUU
Molecule: messenger RNA, 2301 nt
Organism: Suncus etruscus (white-toothed pygmy shrew)
Lineage: Eukaryota; Metazoa; Chordata; Mammalia; Eulipotyphla; Soricidae
Gene: FANCG
Product: FA complementation group G
Exons: 14
Coding region: 163-2082 (639 amino acids)
Biological process (GO): interstrand cross-link repair
Cellular component (GO): Fanconi anaemia nuclear complex
Molecular function (GO): protein binding
Source: RefSeq, a predicted model, not a curated record